Messenger RNA from Acipenser ruthenus (sterlet), 2127 nucleotides. RefSeq names its product transcription factor JunB-like. Bases 470 to 1462 code for a protein of 330 amino acids. Gene Ontology annotation, cellular component: transcription regulator complex. The record is from RefSeq and is a predicted model, not a curated record. Gene Ontology annotation, molecular function: RNA polymerase II cis-regulatory region sequence-specific DNA binding; DNA-binding transcription factor activity, RNA polymerase II-specific; transcription factor binding. Gene Ontology annotation, biological process: regulation of transcription by RNA polymerase II; regulation of cell cycle; regulation of cell population proliferation. Lineage: Eukaryota; Metazoa; Chordata; Actinopteri; Acipenseriformes; Acipenseridae. The transcript has a single exon.
UGGGGCUUGUCUUGAGACAGAACUGUGCAGAUCGGUAGGAGGCUGCAAACUCGCGGAUUGCAUACAGCAGCGUCUCUCUGAGAUCUUUCUCUCUGUUUUUAGAAGAUUUUAAAAAAGGAGGCGUUACAGCAUUUUCCCUCGCUGGUUGAAAAGGAAACAUAUCCGGCGAUCGGUACGGUAGUUUUCUCAACUUUACUUUGGAAAAAAAAACUGCUUACUUUGAAUUGAAGCGAGACAUUCUUUGACAGUUGUGUAGUGGACUCUAAAGAGGAAAAAAGAGUGGUUUCAUAACCCCGAAAGACAAUUAUUAACUGCAUUGAGAACCGAGGGGUUGCCCGGUUUUGUAAUACAAUAUAAAGGAUCUACUGCUCGGCAGAAUAAUAAUAAUAAUAAUAAUAAUAAUAAUAAUAAUAAUAAUAAUAAUAAUAAUAAUACAGCUGCCGGAAUCAGCGGUGCUGUUCUGUAUCCUAUGUCUACAAAAAUGGAACAAACUUUUUAUCAUGACGACUCGUUUCUCUCUGCUUAUGGCCACCCAGACGCGGCUCUCCAAGACUACAAGCUGAUGAAGCCGAACAUGAGCCUGAACUUGAGCGAGCCGUACAGGAACCUCAAGUCCCACCUCCGAGCGGACCGGGGAGGUUUCUACACCGCGUCCCAGGACGUUGGCUCCCUAAAACUCGCCUCCCCGGAGCUGGAGCGCCUCAUCAUCCAGAACAGCAACGGUGUCAUCACCACCACGCCGACCCCGGGACAGUACUUCUACAGCAGGGGGAUCACUGAAGAACAGGAGGGGUUCGCGGACGGUUUUGUCAAAGCUCUGGACGAGCUCCAUCAAAUUAACCACAUGGCUCCGCCCAACGUGUCCAUCGGAGCCGGCGGAGUGACGACGUGCAGUGCGCCUUCCAGCGUCUACGGCUCCUCCUUGCAGCCGGAUACGCCUGUUUACACCAACCUGAACAGCUACGGCCCCAACACUAGCCUCACGUCGGCUUCCAAUUUCCCGACGGCUACGAUUAGCUACCUGCCUCACCAUCAUCACCACCACCAACACCAACAGCAACACGGGACCCCGCAUCACUUCCAGCACGCUGCGUCAGCCGCCUCUGCGCUGCAUCCGCACCGCCUCGUCUCCCUCAAAGAGGAGCCGCAGACCGUGCCCGACUUCCACAGCGGCGACGAUUCGCCUUCCAUGUCCCCGAUUGACAUGGAGAACCAGGAGGUCAUCAAAGCCGAGCGCAAGAGGCUGAGGAACCGACAGGCGGCCACCAAGUGCAGGCGGAGGAAACUGGAACGCAUCGCUCGCCUGGAGGACAAAGUGAAGGCUUUGAAAUCGGACAAUGCGGGUCUUUCCAGCACAGCCACGGUGCUCAGAGAUCAGGUGGCUCAGCUGAAACAGAAAGUCAUGACCCACGUUAGCAGCGGGUGUCAGCUCAUGCUUACCUCCAAGAUGCAAUCGUUUUAAAAACAAACAAACAAACAAGAAUAUAAACACUGGAUGAAAGACUUUUGUAUUAAAUGUUUUAUUGUGUAAAACAAUGCAGAACAGAAAAAAAAACAGGACUAUUUUCACUGCACUGCAUUUGGUGAAACAUUCUUGUGUUUGCUGUUGGAUAGGGUUGUUAUUAAUGAGCCAGAUUGAUAUCAUUUUGCAAAGGGAGGGAGAUAUGUAGCCAAACCAGUCAUAAUGGAAGUGGAGCGGGUUGGAUGAAUGGUACUUCUGGUAGAAUGGGGAUAGAAAAGCGGAUCUUAAGGGACCAGUGACUUGUAUUUUUUAAAAGGGAGAUUUUACGUUGUCGUAUUGUUACAGUACAGGCAACGUGUAACACAGAAACACUGCGUGAAAGAUGAGCAAGCGGUCAAACUAGUGCUAAAUAUCUGACUCAUUUCAGGAAACUAGUAACCGUUUAUCUGUGUCGUGUGUGUGUGUGUGUGUGUGUUUUUUAUUUUCUUCAUUGUAUUGUUAUUUUUUUUCCACGAUGUCAUUAUGAUGCUGCGUUUUGAAAAUGAUUUAAAUUAUUAUUAUUGUUGUACCGGGUUGAUCCCGGAUGCAAAAGUUUUAUUAACUGGUCUGUUUACGUUUCUGUUUGUGUUUUGAAAUAUUUAAUUAAAGUCUCUGAUGAAAAUUGA